This is a messenger RNA of Aspergillus niger, 585 nucleotides long. RefSeq lists its product as hypothetical. Lineage: Eukaryota; Fungi; Ascomycota; Eurotiomycetes; Eurotiales; Aspergillaceae. The record is from RefSeq and is a predicted model, not a curated record. The transcript has a single exon. Bases 1 to 585 code for a protein of 194 amino acids.
AUGGACCCCCUAACAACCGCCCUCACCAAAAUCGACGCCCUUCACUCCGAAGACCCCAAUAAACUCACCGACACCAACAUCCCCUACGAACUACACUACGCCGAGAAAAUGACCAGCUAUCUGUACAAACACACCCCGAACCCCUCCCCGGUCCUCCAACUCGCCAUCCGCGCUCAGCAUCUCAAGCGCUGGGAAGUACCCCGGGGGACUUACCCCGAUGGUAAAAUAGGGUACUAUUCCUGGCGGACGGCAGUGGCGCGCCGCCAGGCUGAGAUAGCGAUGAAGGUGUGUCUGGAGAGUGGCAUUGGAGAGGCAGAGGCGGAGCGCGUAGGCCGGUUGAUUCGAAAGGAAGGGUUGAAGGGGGGUGAGGAUGCGGAGGCGCAGAUUUUGGAGGAUGUGGCGUGUUUGGUAUUUUUGGAUGAUCAGUUCGAGAAGUUUCAAGAAAAUUAUGAUGAUAACAAGGUGGUGGAUAUUUUGACGAAGACGUUGAAGAAGAUGUCGGAGCGGGGGAAGGAGUUGGCGAUGGGGUUGAAGAUGGAGGGGAGGCCACAUGAGUUGGUUACUAGAGCUGUGAAUGGGGCUUAG